UUAACUUUGACAUAGUGAUGUCAAAGGACUUGUCAAGGGCUUUAUGGGGCUAAAAUUGGCAAAUGUACAAAUUCAGUAUUGUGUAAAGCUGAGAGAAAAGUCCACACGGGGGAAGACGGAAUCAUUUUUCUGUUCCAAAUCAGUGGAUGGAAACCAAACCCUUCAGCAAGAACAGAAGCAACUUCAGCCCUGCAUGCAAAUGGAUAACCAGUUCCCUCCCAAGAAAGUUCCAGGUUUUUGUUCUUUUCGCUAUGGACUGUCUCUCCUCCUGCACUGCUGUAAUGUUGCAGUAACGGCACAGCGCACAUGUCUGAGCCUCACAAUGGUAGCCAUGGUGAACAGCACAGAUCCACAUGGCAUGACCAACACAUCUACAAAGAAGCUCCAGGAUGACAUGAAGAACCCCGUGUAUAAAUGGAGCCCUGAAAUCCAGGGCAUCAUCUUCAGUUCCAGCUUCUAUGGUGUUGUCUUCAUCCAAAUUCCUGUUGGAUACUUAUCUGGAAUAUACUCUGUAAAGAAAAUGGUUGGCAGUGCAUUAUUCCUCAGCUCUCUAUUAAGUCUGUUCAUCCCACCAGCAGCUGAAGUUGGAGCAACUUGGGUCAUUGCAUGUCGUGUAGUUCAAGGAAUAUCCCAGGCAACAGUAGUAACAGCUCAGCAUGAAGUAUGGGUCAAAUGGGCUCCUCCCCUGGAACGAGGCCGACUUACUUCUAUGAGUCUGUCAGGGCUUAUGCUGGGACCCUUCAUUGUCCUGCUUGUGACUGGAGUCAUCUGUGAAUCUCUGGGCUGGCCCAUGGUCUUCUAUAUUUUUGGUGCUUGUGGCUGUGCUCUAUGUCUUCUCUGGUUCGUUCAGUUUUAUGAUGAUCCCAAGAACCACCCAUGUAUAAGCAUCAGUGAGAAGGAAUACAUCACAUCCUCCCUCGACCACCAGGUCAGCUCAAGUAGACAAUCUCUGCCUAUCAAGGAUAUGCUUAAGUCGCUUCCAGUCUGGGCUAUUACCCUUAGUAAUCUUGCUUAUUCCUGGACAAAAAACACCAUGCUUAUCUACACUCCAACUUUUAUCAACUCUGUGCUUCAUGUUAAUAUAAGAGAGAAUGGGCUGCUGUCUGCCCUUCCCUAUUUGUUUGCCUGGAUCUGUGGUAUCCUAGCAGGCCAGAUAUCGGACUUCUUCCUGACCAGGAAUAUUUUUAGCAUAAUUACCAUCCGGAAACUCUUCACCAUACUAGGAUUUCUCCUUCCUGCAAUCUUCAGUGCAUGCCUGCCUUACCUGACUUCCAGCUUCCAUAGCACUGUGAUUUUCCUGAUCCUUGCUAGUGCAACAAGCAGCUUUUCCUUGGGUGGAGCACUUAUAAAUGCCUUGGAUAUUGCUCCCAGAUACUAUGGAUUUCUUAAAGGAUUUACAUCUUUAAUUGGAAUAUCAGGAGCACUAAUUUCUUCCACUUUGACUGGAUUGAUCCUUAGUCAGGAUCCAGAAUCUGCUUGGUUUAAAGUCUUCUUCCUGAUGGCGGCCAUUAAUGUGAUAAGCCUGAUUUUCUACCUUAUAUUUGGUAAAGCAGAAAUUCAAGAUUGGGCUAAGGAAAGACAACACACACGCCUCUGAAGGCAUCCUGCCCACACCAGGCUUCAGAAUGACACUGUAUCCUGUGAGAGCGACUUCACCUGCUUUGGCUCCUGGCCCAGGACUUUGGAUUGCGUACACGAAGCUUUCCAUUGUUUCAGGCUUUCCUUUGACAGCAGGUCAUAGGGUUCAUCAUCUAUUCUACAUGUUUGGGCACAACUCCCUUGUGACUCUCAGUUCUCACUCCUGUGGUUCUGGCUUCCUGUUUUGCUUUGGUGAGAAAUUGUCCCCCAGACCCUGAUGCUUUUACCAGAAUAAUAGUGGAAAGAGAGGAGAUCAACUAGAAAUCACAAUACACUUGUGCUUUUAGGAGCUCACAGUUAAAUCACUGUUCUUUUUAUUCUCCGCUAUAAAAUCUCCAGGAAUGGUUAAAAAAAAAAAAAAAAACUUUAGUAUUACAUAGCCAAGGUCUCUGAGAAGACACUGGAAACAAAGUCAAUUCCAAUUAAAUGGCUGAUCAGUCAGGCAGGCAUGGAAGAGGAAUGUCUGUGAGGGAAAAUGAUGAACAACUAAGUAAUAGGUUCUAACGCAUCUCUCUGUUUGCUGAGAGGUGGGUGAAUGUCUGCUCUUUAGCCCAGUCCUGCAGGUCUGCACUGCCAAAGAUGAGGUAGAAGGCCAGGCCCAAUAUGUUAAUAGCAGCUGAAAGCAAGAACACAUUUCUCCAGCCAAACUCUGAGUCCUGGAGGCAGGAAACAACAGGUUAUUAAUAGUCACCCAGUUAUUGUCCCUCUUGGUUCAGAAAUGCUUCUGCUCCAGGUCCUCCUGCUCCCCCCACACCACCCCCCACAUCGGCUGCAGCUUGUGUGGGCUUGCUGGCUGCUUCUGGAAUAUACCAGACCAUGUCUGCCAUAAGGCCAGUGCACUGGCCAUUCCCUCGGCUGGAGUGUUCUCCACCUCUCAUUCCCAUCUGGCUCACUCCUUCACUUCCUUCCAGGCCUUGCUUAAACGUUACUUCUUCAGUGAGUCCUUCCUUGACCACUCUGUUAAAAUUGAAAUUCCACCUCCUUUUAUGUGCCCUAUUCUCAUCUUUUCUUAGCAUUUAUCACUAUUCAAUAUGCCAUAUAUUUUACUUAUUUCAUUAGUUUUCUUUUGGUUUUUUCCUACAAUAUGUUUCACAAAGGGAGGAACUUUUGUUUAUUUUAUUCUUAAGUGAAUAAAAUGGCACAUGCUGAUGUUCAAUACUUAUUGAAUGAAUGAAUGAAUUAAAGAAUGACAGGACAAACAAG
Lemur catta (Ring-tailed lemur) is the source of this 2841-nucleotide messenger RNA. RefSeq names its product solute carrier family 17 member 1 (gene SLC17A1). Lineage: Eukaryota; Metazoa; Chordata; Mammalia; Primates; Lemuridae. The coding region runs from base 44 to 1597 and encodes 517 amino acids. The transcript is spliced from 13 exons. Gene Ontology annotation, cellular component: membrane. Gene Ontology annotation, biological process: phosphate ion transmembrane transport; monoatomic anion transport. The record is from RefSeq and is a predicted model, not a curated record.